Messenger RNA from Osmerus eperlanus (European smelt), 1840 nucleotides. RefSeq names its product glutamate receptor ionotropic, kainate 2. The transcript has 10 exons. The annotation marks the transcript as partial. Gene Ontology annotation, molecular function: kainate selective glutamate receptor activity; transmitter-gated monoatomic ion channel activity involved in regulation of postsynaptic membrane potential. Gene Ontology annotation, cellular component: kainate selective glutamate receptor complex; plasma membrane; postsynaptic density membrane. The record is from RefSeq and is a predicted model, not a curated record. Lineage: Eukaryota; Metazoa; Chordata; Actinopteri; Osmeriformes; Osmeridae. Gene Ontology annotation, biological process: synaptic transmission, glutamatergic; modulation of chemical synaptic transmission; monoatomic ion transport.
ACGGACGCCGCGCUCAUGUAUGACGCCGUGCACGUGGUUGCCGUGGCAGUGCAGCAGUCUCAGCAGAUCACAGUCAGUUCCCUGCAGUGCAACAGACACAAACCCUGGCGCUUCGGAAACCGCUUCAUGGCUCUCAUCAAGGAGGCUCACUGGGACGGCCUGACUGGCCGGAUCACCUUCAACAGGAGCAACGGCCUGAGGACAGACUUUGACCUGGACGUCAUCAGCCUGAAGGAGGAGGGACUGGAGAAGAUCGGGACCUGGGACCCUCCCAGCGGCUUGAACAUGACAGAGAACCAGAAGGGCAAGACGGCCAACAUCACCGACUCCCUGUCCAACAGAUCCCUGGUGGUCUCCACCAUCCUGGAGGAGCCCUACGUCAUGGUCAAGAAGUCGGACAAGCCCCUGUACGGUAACGACCGCUUCGAGGGCUACUGCAUCGACCUGCUGCGGGAGCUGGCCUCCAUCCUGGGCUUCUCCUACGAGCUGCGGCUGGUGGAGGACAGCAGCUACGGGGCCCAGGACGAGACCUCGGGCCAGUGGAACGGCAUGGUCCGCGAGCUCAUGGAGCACAGAGCUGAUCUUGCAGUGGCUCCCCUGGCCAUCACGUAUGUGCGCGAGAAGGUCAUCGACUUCUCCAAGCCCUUCAUGACGCUGGGGAUAAGUAUUCUCUACCGCAAGCCCAACGGAACCAACCCCGGCGUGUUCUCCUUCCUCAACCCCCUCUCGCCCGAUAUCUGGAUGUAUAUUCUGCUGGCUUACUUGGGUGUCAGUUGUGUGCUGUUUGUCAUAGCCAGGUUUAGCCCCUACGAGUGGUAUAACCCCCACCCUUGCAACCCAGAUUCGGAUGUGGUGGAAAACAAUUUCACCCUGCUAAAUAGUUUCUGGUUCGGAGUCGGAGCUCUCAUGCAGCAAGGCUCCGAGCUCAUGCCCAAGGCCCUCUCCACCAGGAUAGUGGGGGGCAUCUGGUGGUUCUUCACCCUCAUCAUCAUCUCCUCCUACACCGCCAACCUGGCCGCCUUCCUCACUGUGGAGCGGAUGGAGUCGCCCAUCGACUCGGCCGACGACCUGGCCAAGCAGACCAAGAUCGAGUACGGCGUGGUGGAGGACGGCUCCACCAUGUCCUUCUUCAAGAAAACCAAGAUCUCCACGUACGAUAAGAUGUGGGAGUUCAUGAGCAGCAGGAAGCACUCUGUGAUGGUGAAGAACGUGGACGAGGGCAUCCAGCGCGUCCUGACGUCCGACUACGCCUUCCUCAUGGAGUCCACCACCAUCGAGUUCGUCACACAGCGCAACUGCAACCUCACCCAGAUCGGGGGCCUCAUCGACUCCAAGGCCUACGGGGUCGGGACGCCCAUGGGUUCUCCGUACCGGGACAAGAUCACCAUCGCCAUCCUGCAGCUCCAGGAAGAAGGGAAGCUGCACAUGAUGAAGGAGAAGUGGUGGAGAGGCAACGGCUGUCCCGAGGAGGACAGCAAGGAGGCGAGCGCCCUGGGAGUGCAGAACAUCGGGGGCAUCUUCAUCGUGCUGGCUGCCGGCCUUGUUCUCUCCGUGUUCGUGGCGGUGGGGGAGUUCCUCUAUAAGUCCAAACAGAACGCGCAGCUGGAAAAGAGGUCUUUCUGCAGCGCCAUGGUGGACGAGCUGCGGGUGUCCCUCAAGUGCCAGCGGCGCCUCAAACACAAGCCCCAGCCUCCCGUCAUGGUGAAGACCGAGGAGGUCAUCAACAUGCACACCUUCAACGACCGCAGACUCCCGGGGAAAGAGACCAUGGCCUGAACAGGAACCUCUCUCUCUCCAGGAGGCACGCAGAGACUCUUGAGGAAGAGGAGAUGGGUGAAGG